CUAGGACGGUUUCAAAGAUUUAUGUAACUGCAUUUUUUUAGGAGGACAAAGAAGCUAUGUUCAAGCUAUGCACUUGGAUCAGUGAUUGAAGUUAUAGACAGGCUAAACAACAAGGCAAUGUAAAGCACAGCUGAGGAUGAAAAGGAAGACCGACACAGCAGAGCGUUGGUUUGCGCAUGCGUUACUGGAGGAUGCAUGAGAGGAAAAAAAAAGACAAAAGAGGUCGUCACAUGAUAGCUUUUUUUUUGUCAGGGGCUGCCUUUGGAAAUUUGACGAAACGUCUUUUCUACCUGGAAUAUCGAGAAGGAGCCGUGUGGACAGUGGCUGCGAGAACGUGCAGAAACCUCAAGGAAAGAGCUCCUCUGAACAUAAAAGUUUCACUCUCCAGCAGAUAGGAUGCAGAGGGACAUUGUGGUUUACGAAAUUAAAAUGAGGAAACAGAAGGAUGAACUACUAGCCAAGAGGGUGGAACUGAAGUCGGACCGUAAAGCCCGAGCCAUGGCUUCCAGAACUAAGGACAAUUUUAGAGGCUAUAAUGGAGUCCCAGUGGUAGAUGUUCCUAAGAAGAGGGAAACCAAACAAGAAAUGGAGGAAGAGAGAUCAAUGAACCAGGAGAACUUGGGAAUUACUCUAAUGAUCCAGAGGAUGAAGGGGACAAUUAUGAGUAUGAUCAAACAGAUUCAGAACCAGAACAGGAGCCAGAGCCACUGAGACCAGGGAAAAAUACUGGUGUUAAUGGGAAUAGUAGGAUUGUUAACACCUCCUCUAAGAUAUCCAAUGGGCCCCCCAAAGCUACUACAAUAAUAAAUAAAUUCUGUAAUUUUCAUAAAAAACUAUUAAUCUAGUUUUUUGAAAUAUUCCCUCUUUUG
Messenger RNA from Notolabrus celidotus (New Zealand spotty), 869 nucleotides. RefSeq names its product protein SPT2 homolog. NCBI's taxonomy places the organism in Eukaryota, Metazoa, Chordata, Actinopteri, Labriformes, Labridae. The record is from RefSeq and is a predicted model, not a curated record. The transcript is spliced from 2 exons. Bases 397 to 711 code for a protein of 104 amino acids.